UGUUGACAGCGUGUAAUUUUUGAGUUGUGAUACCAAUGAUUGUUGUUAUUAGGCGAUAAAAGAAUUUUAAAACUGCUUAAACUUUUUAUCAGUUUAUAUAAAUUUCCUUUAAGUGUUCAUGGUUCAGGGUGGAACUAAUCGAUACAUACGUGAACAUUACGCUGUAAAAUGUAAGAGAUUUCGGUCUCACGACAUCAACUGUUGCAAUGUUGAUACUAUACAUUAAACACAUCCUAAAAGUACUCUGUGACCAUAUCGUAUUUGCACAUAGCCAACGACAGACGUAGAAAUGGUUAUAUAGCGGCGUUCCAAUUAGACCCGAAACGUGGACAAAAUGCGUGUAAAUUUGCGUAGAUUUAUGAUUAUAGGCUCCUGUCUGACUGGUGCAUGGUUUAUUUACACGUAUUUGUCAUUUUUCGUAGUCACAAAUUCAUAUAGCCGAAACAAUUUCGUGGACUUGGAGAAAAAAUUAAAUAGUUUACAGUCAAAACUUGAUGUUGAACUCAGUGACAGUAGUGUGUUGUUAGAAAGAGUUAAACAGCAUCUAAGAAGGAGUGAACAGAAUGAGAAAACCAAGGAAUUGUAUAGUAAUAACUUAGAAACACAGAGUGUUAUAAAUCCAAUCCUGCCAGUUUUAGUAAUAGCUUGCGACAGAAUAACAGUGAAGAGAUGUUUAGAUAAUCUAGUCAAAUUCAGACCUAACAAGGAGACAUUCCCUAUUAUAGUUAGUCAGGAUUGCGGGCACAACGCGACCUAUCAAGUGAUAAAACAGUACACGGAUUCUGACCCUACAAUAUCUGUGGUCAAACAGCCGGACCUUUCGGAGAUACCCUUGACCCGGGCUAAGGUCAAAUUCAAGGGGUAUUAUAAAAUUGCGAGGCAUUAUAAGUUCGCGUUGAAUUACGUAUUCAGGAGUUUGGGGCAUGAGGCUGUGAUUAUUGUUGAGGAUGACUUAGACAUCUCUCCAGACUUCUUUGAAUACUUUCAAGGGACCUAUCCAUUGUUGUUGAAGGACCCUAGUAUAUGGUGCAUUUCGGCAUGGAACGACAAUGGCAAAAAGGAAUUGAUCGACCUGUCUAGGCCAGAGUUAUUGCAUAGGACAGACUUCUUUCCAGGUCUAGGCUGGGUUUUGAGGAGUGAGACCUGGGACAUGCUGGAACCUAAGUGGCCGGAGGCAUUCUUCGACGAUUGGCUGCGAGAUCCAGAGAAUACUCAGGGCAGAGCGUGCAUAAGGCCCGAAGUGUCUAGAACAUAUUCCUUCGGAAAGGUUGGAGUGAGCAAGGGCCUAUUUUUCGACUUGCAUCUAAGAUACAUGCAGUUGAAUAUGGAAUUUGUUGAGUUCACGAAACACAAUCUCACUUAUUUAAUAAAGGAUGUAUAUGACGACAGUCUAACAUCCCUUGUCUACUCCCUUCCGGAGUCAUCAGCUGAGGAGGUGAUAGCUGGAGUCGGUUCUGGACCGGUCAGGGUAGCUUACUCGAAUGCGAAGACUUACCAGAAGGCAGCUAAGAAGUUGGGGCUAAUGGAUGAUUUCAGGAGCGGCAUUCCCCGGACUGCGUAUCGAGGUAUUGUAACAUGUUAUAUAAGGGGUCGGAGGGUUUACCUCGCGCCAAACUACGAGUGGGUCAAAUAUGACCCGAAUUGGGGGUAAAAGCCAAUAAUUGCGUGUGGACUGGAUUGUACAGAUUUAUGUUAAGUAUUUUUUUUUUUGUUUGGUGUUUUGUUUUUUUUUUUUGACGUGGAAAAGUCGUGGGUGACUUUAGUAUGUCGGAAAAUGUUUUGAUUUGUAUCUCGGAAACACUCUGUGGUAGCUAAUUGUUUACAAAAUUAUUGAAACGAUGUUUUUUUUAAAGUUGGCAAUUAAUAGAAUAGCGGUUGGCCGUAUUGGAUUGUUUUUAUUAUGUCAAAAUUGUAAUGACCAAUUUUUGCAAUUGACGAAUGCAAUAGAGAUGUCCCAAAGAUAAUGGAAAAAAGGGAUAGUGUGAGAAAAUAUUAAAUACCCGUUAAUGCCCCGUAAAAGGGCCAUUAUUUGCCCCGGUACGGGGCGCAGGGCUCUGUGACCGAUCGUCUCUUCCAGUGUUUGCCGAUUACCAGUGUGUACAUCUAAAAAGCCGUUGUGAUAAUGCUUUCUCUUUCUCGCACACGGAAUUGUAUAUAAUUAGAGCGAGAUGGAUUGAUGGGUGGAUAUUGAUAUAGAAGUAGUGAAAUAUUUAUGCGAUGAGAAAAAGAAACAUUUGCUAAAUCAUAGACAAAUUAAUUUCUCAUUUUUCAUUUUUAUAUAAGUAUUAGUGGAAUUUUAUAAAUAUAUAUAUAUAAACCAGCCAAGUACGUCAUAAAAAAAUGUGUUCACAGUCAGACGGACAACAAAGUGAUACUUUGGGGAAAAAAACCGUCAUUUUUUUUUUUCAGUUGCGUCGAAUAAGUUUUAAUCAAGGAUUUAAAAUAGGCUCAAAAUAAAAACAAUAAUUAACCUCAAAAAAGCAUAAAAAUACAUCUGUAUAUUAAGAUGUUUUAGCAUAAAAUGUGUGCAUAAAAUGAAUUGUUAUAAUUUGUUUUCAAUUGAAAUGGUCGAAUUCCAGUUUUCGUCAUAAUAUCAUUUUUUACAACUACCCAUCUGGAUAAUAUAUCUAUCUCGCUCUGGCAAAUGAACUUUCUGAAAGAGCGAAAGAGAAGUCAAUAUAAAAACACACGCAUUCUAGAAUGUUCUAUUUAGGCAAUAUCCACUCGUAGCAUAAUUUUUUUCAUAUAUACUACUAUAGUUAAUAUAAAAUUAAAGACUGUGAUUUGCAUUGUAUAUAAGUCACGUUAUAUAAUAUAUAAAUACAUAAUAUUAUAUAAAUAACUAAUGGCUUCUUUGAAGCGAGAGAAUUGAUUUUUUUUUAUAAUAUUCUUAUUAGUAAUAUGUACCUACCUACUGCGCUUUAUAAGAUACCAGUUUUUUAUUGGCGAAGAAAUGGAAAUAACAAAGAUAUAACUUAGUAUUUUCUGUUGUUUGAUUUUACGCGAGUUUUUAUUUAAAACUCCUUUAACGGAUUUUAAACAUAUAUUCGUUAUACAACAGCGAGCGAGGCCUUGGAUAGAUAAAGAGAGAAGUUACUAACAUUGUAGUUAAGACAUUCGUUUCUCAGCAAUUGGUAGGUUGAUUAUGCUUUCUGAAUGUUGGCAGUGCUGGCUGAUAGCGUGAUAUAUAGUCUUUGCUAUGUUCACAUGGGGUUUUACAUUCUAAAUAACAGGAUCCCAUGUGUAAGUAAGCCGUGAAACCAUGUUCUCUAUUGAUAUGUAGAUGAGAAAUUUUGAAAGAAUACAAUAAUUUGAUCACGAGGCGGGAUUCGAACCCGCGUUCUUUUGCCAUACCGUAGCAACGCCUAGCCUCUCGGCCACCCGUGUGCCUGCUACAGUAAUC
Messenger RNA from Zerene cesonia (dogface butterfly), 3403 nucleotides. It is a transcript of the gene gly, whose product is annotated as alpha-1,3-mannosyl-glycoprotein 2-beta-N-acetylglucosaminyltransferase. Gene Ontology annotation, molecular function: alpha-1,3-mannosylglycoprotein 2-beta-N-acetylglucosaminyltransferase activity. The record is from RefSeq and is a predicted model, not a curated record. NCBI's taxonomy places the organism in Eukaryota, Metazoa, Arthropoda, Insecta, Lepidoptera, Pieridae. Gene Ontology annotation, cellular component: Golgi apparatus. Bases 335 to 1651 code for a protein of 438 amino acids. The transcript is spliced from 9 exons. Gene Ontology annotation, biological process: protein N-linked glycosylation.